CACGAGCUUAUUAGUAUGCAGGGAGAGUUGCUUGCAGGACUGAGCUGCGAGGUUGGGGAAGCUGGAGCCCGCGACAGGGUCUUUUUUUCCUUUCUGCAAGGAGCAGCAGCCAGUGCAUUUACAGUGCAACAGUCAGCACAGUGCAAAUACCAGUAGGAAUACAACAAAGUCCCAGUCACUGAUUUAAUUGUAUUGCGUUCCCUGUGUGCAAAGGAACACCCCUCCCUCCAAGAAUGAGGCUGGAUCCCCGGUGCCAAGAGAAGCGGAGGAGCCGCGGAGGGCUGCCGCCAGCCUCGUGGUGAGAGCAGGGAGCCCUUGGUCCCCGGCGCCUGGUGCGCUGCGCGCUGCCCGUUUCCCUCCGCGGAGUGGGAUCCGCGUGCCUGCUUGCCCGCCCGUCGGUCCCGCUCGCUCGCUCGCUCUGCUGGCCUCCCUUCCCUGCUGGGGUUUCGGCGGCGGCGGCAGCGCGGCCCCGGGAUGGAUGGCCGCGAGUUCGCGCCGCCGCCUCACCUCCUGGCCGAGAGGGGCCACCGCAACAGCUCCAGCCGCCUCGCUUCCUCCGGGCACAACUCGGUGCAGCACGCGGGGCACUUCCAGCCCGGGAAAUACUUCCCCUCGCCCAUCUCCAUGGCUACGCACACAGCAGGAAGUGGGUUGAUGGGAAACUCACCUGCCUCGUCUUUUAUGGGAAGCUUCCUCAGCAGCAGCUUGGGUUCAGCAGCACCGCCACAUCCCACAGGCCCGGCAUCAUCCCCAUCAGAACCGGCCUUCCGCGGCCCCCACUCCGGCACUUCCCAGAUUUGGUUCUCACACUCCCAUGAAGCUCCAGGUUACCCGAGGUUCUCCGGGAGCUUAGCAUCCACUUUUCUUCCCAUGAGCCACUUGGAUCACCAUGGAAACAGCAACGUCCUGUAUGGCCAGCACCGUUUCUAUGAAAGCCAGAAAGACAAUUUCUACCUGCGGAACCUACCGGCUCAGCCCACCCUACUGUCAGCCAAUCACAACUUCCCCAGCAUUGCCCGGGCCGCACCGGGGCACCCCAUUGGCUCCUGCAGCCGGGACCGGGAGGCAGGCCACGGGCAAAAGUGCCACAAGGACUACGAGCGCUUUGUGCUGUCCAAGGGGGACAAGGGGGCCAAGGGCGAGGGGAAGGACCGACUGGCCGAGGAAGAGGCGGCCAAGGAGCGGCACAAGCUGGUGAUGCCCAUGACGCCCGAGGCAAACUGCAAGGAAGGGGCUCCCCAGCGGGGCUCCUGCGACAACCGCCCCAAGCACCUGCCUUCCUGCCUGCUGAGCUCCAAGGUGCUGAAUGGCGACUCAGGCAAAGCCGUGCUGCCCAGCUGCGGUGGGGGCAUCCUGCCACGCCACGCGGGAGCCCAGAGCCGCUGUGCCAAGGAUCUCGGCCACCACGAGCCCCCCCAGUCCUACAGCGAGUGCCUGGAGCGGCGUCAGAUGCUGCACCACUCUGUUUCCUACACCGUCCCAUCAAGCCUGCCCACCGGGCCCCCGGCCUUGAGCACGACCACGGGCAGUUUCCCCUGCUUGCAGCUCCACUCCAGCCCUGACGGGAUGUGCCACCUGCAGGAUAAGGCCGGCCGGGAGCUGCGGAUCAGUGGAGCCACCUUUGUGCCUUCCGUAGGCCACUUGACUGACAAGAGCCGCUCCUUCCAGGUGCCCUCCGAGCCCUGCGAGGGGAAGGAGCGCCCCCACGACGUGGGCCCCGAGCACCCACCUCCUUACGGGAACCACCAUUUCUCUCACCUCAAGGUGGAGGGCAAAGCCGAGCGGCGGCUGGACUGGCCGCAGAAUUCCAACGCGGCCCGCCUCAAAGGCCUGGAGUACCUGAACAGCACGGGCUCCGACGGCCAUUUUGGGAGCUUAACCCACCAGCCUAAAGGCGGGCACUUUGAGAUGGUGCCACCUCAGGACUGUGCACGGCCUAGCCCUCAGGAGACGCUGUGCAAACUCAGCCAGUCCUGCUGCACUUUAGACAAGGCCCACAAGGAGCCGCCGACGCCCGGCACCCAGAAAGUGGCCCGCAUCCGCCACCAGCAGCACUUGCAGACGGAGAUGGAGCAGGCCGGGGCCCACGCGGAGUCCAAGCGCAAGUCCAUGGAGCUUGGCUCUCUGGGCUACAAUGGGCCGCACCUGCCGCCGUGGCCGGUGCAGGGCCAGGGCCCUCCUCCUCUGCCCAUGGUGGAGGAGAGGAAAAGCUCCUACCUGGACCCUUUCAGCAGCAGCCUCCAGCAGGCUGCGCUCAUGACUCAGGGCUCGGUGCUCACCCAGGAAAUGCAGGCGCCGCCCGACGACGUGUCGGCCAUGAAGAACCUGCUGAAGUACAGCAACCAAGCACUUAUCGUGGGGCAGAAAGCUCCUUUCGUGGGACUAGGCAGCCUCAAGGGCAGCUGCGCCCACCAGGACGGGGGCAAGUUCCUGGGCGCCAAGGGCCAGCAGGAGAUGGAGCGCCCAGACUGUGCCCGCAGCAGGGAACACGAGCUGGGACACGGGGACGGCGAAGUGCGCCAGCCUCCCGUGGGCAUCGCUGUAGCCGUGGCUCGCCAGAAGGAUACACUUAGCCGGCCCGAACCAGCCUACGGCUCCAGCUCCAGUCGGCAGAGCAGGGCUGCCAUGGGGCUCAAAGCUGGCGCGGCGCGGCCUGUGCAUGUCAUUGACCUGGAUGCUGAAGAGGAACGGAGCCGGCUGUGUGAGGAGCGCCUGGGGCUUGCUGGGAGAGAUCUCUUGAUCCAGGACAACAAGGACCUGGUGGAAUUUGCCCGGAUCCACCCGUCCAGCAGCUGCCCUGGAGACCUUACCCCCCACCUGAUGAUUGCGGGCAGUUCCUCGUUGCAGGCCAGCCAGUUGGGAGGAGACCCAGCAGCCCAUACCCACCCAGCUCAUACCCACUGGUUGCCCCGGACACGCAGCCCUUCUCUUUGGAUGGGUGGACACUCGUACGGUAUCGGGCACCCUGCUCUUCAUCAAAACCUGCCUCCCGGCUUCCCGGCCUCUAUGCCCAGUGCCAUGCAGCCAGUCUUCCCCCUGUCGCAGGAACCACCUGCUCAACUAGUAAUCCUGCCCUCUGAGCCUCCAGCCCAUGGGGCCCCCCAUACCCUGGCAGCUGAGGUGAUGGAUCAGGCAUCAAUUUGGCCACCCAUGUAUCCCAGCCGGGGGCCUGGCUCUCACCUGCAGCACACAGGGCAACUCCCUGUCUAUUCCCGCUCCCAAUUCCUGCGUCAGCAAGAACUCUAUGCCCUGCAGCAGCAACAGCAGCAGCAACAGCAGCGUGCAGCACAGGCACUGGAAGUGCAGCGGCACACACACAGCCAGCGGAAGCCCGAAGAGCCACCCCCUGAGCUGGAGAUGCCAGGCCCCGAGAAGCCACUCAAACCAUCCCACAAAGCUGUUGCCUUAAACGCUCCCCCGAAGGGCCUGUCGCCAGCAGCUGCCUGCUCAGCCAAGCUGUCCCCGUGUUGCCACCCGCCCAAAUGCCCUGCCCCCUGCACUUUACCUGUCUGCCCUGCUGUGGUGCCACGCUCUCCUGCUGUCAGUCCGGUGCCCUCGCAGAGCUCCACUGGCCCUGAGGCCGAGGACAAGCAGCCUGAAGGGAGGCCAGCCCAGGACUAUCCCAAAUCGCUGGAACCAGAUCUUCCCCCUGGUUACUCCUACCCUGUGGCUGGCCUGGGCUAUGCAUCACCUUUACCCCUGGACCCAGCUGAUCCUGACACUAUGCAAACGGUUUCCACGGCAGCUGAGCCCGAACAGUCGCGCACCUUCCCACCAGAGCAGGAGCCACAAUGUGAGGCGGAAGCUCGUCCAUCCAGUGGGGCUGGGGACCCCGAAGUGGAUUCCUCCCACCCUCACCCUCCUCACCUCCUUGUGCACCCCCAGAGGCCGAGCUCCACGGAACUGGCCAAGGAGACGCCGUGUUGCCCCCUGCUGGUCGGGGACAGCCCAGACGGCUUGGACUCUGCCCCGAAGGAAUGCCAGGAGGAGCCUAGGCCGGAAGCUGCUGUUCCAGGGCCUUCGCCAGAGGUGAUGGCUGUGGAGGAUAGCCCAGCUGCAGCACUGGAAGAUGAAGGCCAGGAAGACGAGAGCGAUGCCAGCUCACCAGAUGACCUGUCGACCCAUGCCGAGGUGCAGGUGGCCCCGUGCGGCCUGGAUGCCCUCAUUGCUGCCAGCAUUGAUCUGGGCGAGCUCCCAGCUUUGGAAUCUCCACCUCCUGCAGAUUCCCUUCCCCUGCCCUCGCCAUGCAGCUCAGGGAUUCCUGGCAUUGCCCUGCUCAGUGAGCUGGCAGAACUGGAACUCCGUCGCCAGCAGUGCGAUACUGCCGCCCAUGUGCUGGAUGAAGACCUGGCAGCGUUCAAUCUGCAAAGCCUGGCCACUCUCGCUGCCGCCUGGGCCCUGGUCGAGGCAACCGGCCUGGAGAGCAGCCCCCCUGACCUCCUCGACCUGGCAGAAGCUGCUGUGCCCUGCAUGGACCUGCGUCCUCGCAUGCGGGCCUCCCGCCGCAAGUACAUCUGGACCCCCAAGACCAAGCCUGUUUGCCCCCUGAAAGCAGCCAUCGAGAACUUGGACACCCAGGAAGUAGAGAUGCGGAUGCGGCUGGCGGAACUGCAGCGGCGCUACAAGGAGAAGCAGCGGGAGCUGGCCAAGCUUCAGAGGCGGCAUGACCACGAGCGAGACGAGAGCUCCCGGAGUCCGGCUCGACGGGGACCAGGGCGACCUAGGAAGCGCAAGCACUCCAGCACUCUCAGCUCCCUGCGCCAGGGCUCCAUCAGCAAGAGCGACAGCAGGAAGGUCAAGUCAGUAAAGGCCAGCUUAUCUCUGCUGUGUGCAGAGCUGCGGGCUGAGGGAGAGCCGAAGAAGAAGAAAAGGAAAAUAUCAGAGACUGCUUAUGGUGGCAUUAAAAACUCCCAGGAAAAGGUGCGUUGCAAGAAGAGCAGCUCCCAAAACAAGCUGGCUUCCACCGUGGUGCACAAGGUCUCCCAUCUCAAGCAGAAGGUCAAGAGCAAAGGCUUGCCGGCAAACAUUGGCCCGUUCCGACGGAAAGAGCCCAGCCCCGGUACCAGGAUCCAAAAGAAACUCUCCCGGCCCAAGAGCUCCAAAGCAACGCCUUGUGCCAAAUACCCACAGCAGGACCUCACUACCUCAGAGGUCAAGCCAAGCACAGGAAAUACUGAUGCAGAUGACAAUCGCCACAAAGACUACGAAAGCGACGACGAUGACGGUGGUGGUGACGACUUGACCAGCGACACCAGCUCCACCCUUCACGUGACAGUAAACCCUGCUGUGAUUGGCCCCUCUCCUUCCUCAGUGGUGAAGAUGGAAGCGAAUCAGAAGGCAAAGAAGAAAAAGGAGAGGCAGGGGCUGCUAGGGCCCUGCCGGAUCCCCAGUCCCGAGGGCCAAGUCAAAAUCAAGCGGCGCCCGGUGAAGCCCGGUGUAGGGAGGCUGGAAAAGGUGCCCGUCUGUCGGGCAGCAUCUUGCGAGGCUUCCAGCAAGAAGAAGUUGAAGAGCAAGGCCAAGGAGCUGCAGUGCGGGCCUGGGACAUCGGCCGCGAACGAGGGGCUCUUCUCUGGCAGCCAAGCCCGACUGUUUGCAACUCGGGACGAUGCAGGAAAGCUCAACAGUGAACGCCUCAAGAAAGCCACGCGGAAGAGCAAGGUGCUGCAGUCGGCCCUCAGGAGAAAGAAUGGGGCACUGGCGCUUUCUCCCCGCAAUGCCAAGGUCAUCCUCAGCAAAGGCAAGAAGCUGGCCAAGGUCAAGAACAAGGUGGUCAGCAAGCAGUGCAAAGGCCGGGCGGUCAGCCGGCUGAUGGAGAGCUUCGCCAUUGAGGAUCACUUUGAGUUUGAUGAUAACAGCAGCUUCUCUGAAGAGGAGGAGAUGCCCCCCACUGGUACAGAGCAAGACAUGACCCCUGCCCAGUCAUGCACCAUUCACAAGGAGGAUCUCCAGGAUGGACUGCGCGUGCUCAUUCCCAAAGAGGACAGCCUGCUCUAUGCCGGGAGUGUGAAGAGUUUGCAGCCACCAGACAUCUACAGCAUCGUCAUUGAGGGAGAGCGAGGGAACCGGCAGAGGAUCUAUUCCCAGGAGCAGCUGCUGCAGGAGGCGGUUCUGGAUGUGCGGCCGCAGUCAAGUCACAGCCUCCCACCUGGCACCCGAGUCUGUGCUUACUGGAGCCAGAAGUCCCGCUGCCUCUACCCAGGAAAUGUAAUUCGAGGUUCCUCAAGUGAUGAAGAGGAUGAUGCAGACUCUGUGCUGGUAGAAUUCGACGACGGGGACACAGGCCACAUUGCAGUGUCUAAUAUCCGCAUGUUGCCACCUGAUUUCAAAAUCCAGUGCACAGAGCCUUCUCCUGCACUCUUGGUCUCCACCUUCUGCCGUCGCAACAAGAGGUCUUCCAGUGAUGUUCCCCAUUCCAGUGAAUCGGCACCAAGCCUGUGCGCUGAGGGGCGUGAGAGCUCAGAGUCAGCCAAAAGCACCGGCAAGAAGGCAACCAGCAAAGAGAAAGCUGGUAAAUCUGACCUGCACCCAAGUUCAAAAGCCCUGCCUGGUGAUCACUUCCUGGGCCGCCGUCCUAGCCCUCUGUUGAGCUGGUCAGCUGUGGCUCAGAACAAGCGCAAGACCUCCAGCAAGAGCACUGCGAUGCGGCAGAACCUCUUCCAGCUCAACGGCAGCAGCAAGAAGCUGCGGGCCAAGGAGGUGCUCUUUCCCGUACACAGUGUGGCUGCCCCCAUUUUUGGCAACGGCUUUGGCUCAGACUCGUUCAGCCGCAUUGCCAACUCCUACUCGGCUUUUGGAAGCGCCGGCCUGGUUCUGCCGUGCACCCAGAAGCUCUUGCGUGCCAAGAAGGCAGAGCGGUUGGACCUUGAGAUGGGCAAGGGAGGGCGCCGGAAAAUGGGCAGCGAGUACCUGGUCAAGCUGGACCACGAGGGCGUGACAUCGCCCAAGAACAAAAACUGCAAGGCCUUGCUGAUGAAUGACAAGGACUUUGGCUCACUGCCCGGCCACGGCUACGCUCACCCGGCCUUGGGGAUCAAGGAGAAGAAGAGCACAUCAUUGCCGAUGGGGCUGGCGCUGCGCAAGUACACGGGUCAAACAGAGUAUGGUCUACACUGUGACAGCGACUGUCACAGCUCCUACUCAGACAUGGAUGAAGAUGAGGUGGACGACUUGAGAGGAAGUGUACCCUCCCGCUUCCUGACACGACUUUCCGUCUCAUCGUCGUCCUCUGGAUCGUCCACUUCCUCCAGCUCGGGCUCGGGCUCCACAUCGAGCCUCUGCUCAUCAGACAAUGACUCGUCCUAUAGUUCCGACGACGAGGACUCGACCUUGCUUGUGCAGACCUGCCUGACGCACCCUGUCCCAGCCCUGCUGGCUCAGUCCGAAGCCCUGCGCUCCAAGGGCAGCACCCUGCAGAGGUGCUUUGGCGCUGGGGCCAAGGGCAAGCUCAGGCGCAAGGAGGCCCUGAGCUUCUCCAAAGCCAAAGAGUUCUCCCGCCGGCAGAGGCUGCCCUCGGUGGAAAACCGGCCAAAGAUCUCUGCUUUCCUGCCAGCACGCCAGCUCUGGAAGUGGUCUGGGAAUCCCACUCAGCGUCGUGGCAUGAAGGGGAAAGCACGGAAAUUGUUCUACAAGGCAAUUGUACGGGGCAAGGAGACUCUGCGCAUCGGUGACUGUGCUGUCUUCCUGUCAGCCGGGCGACCCCAUCUGCCAUACAUCGGCCGCAUUGAGAGCAUGUGGGAAUCCUGGGGCAGCAACAUGGUUGUCAAAGUAAAGUGGUUCUACCAUCCUGAGGAGACCAAGCUGGGCAAGCGGCACAGUGAUGGCAAGAACGCGCUGUACCAGUCGUGCCACGAGGAUGAGAACGACGUCCAAACCAUCUCGCACAAAUGCCAGGUGGUAGAACGCGAACACUACGAGCAGCUGACGCGCAGCAAGAAAUACCAGGACCGACAAGACCUCUACUACCUGGCAGGGAGCUACGACCCCACCACAGGCCGGCUCGUGACUGCAGACGGCGUGCCCAUCUUAUGCUGAGACUGCGGGAUGCAACCACUGCUCCAGGGCCGGAAAACGGCUGGCGGGGGGUGGGGUGGAUAGGAGGGCCAAGGGACAGUGGCAAGUCUCCUCUCACCGUUUCCUGCCCCGUUGGAUGCAAGGCCCUGAAAUAUGCAAGGUUCCCGGCUUUGCCAUGCCCCGGGGUUGCAGGCUGAUCCCGGCUCCCCACACGGCUCUGUACAGAUUUGAAUCCAAGCCAUACUUUCCCUAGUACCUCUGACUGUUUGCCACAGGCCAAACACAAAUCAGGUUACCGCUCUAUUUAUUUCGUGUGUAAAUAGUGUAUUUCUGAUGGGAAGUUUUAUGGAAAAAGAAGCAAAUGAGACAAAAAAAAAAGGAGGCAGGUUUUACUGGGGUGGGAGGGUAAGGGGGCUAUUUGAUGGGUUUUAUUUUGUGUUCGAUGCACUGUUUUCCCUCCAGCUUAGCUGGGGGUGCGGAUGCCAGGCAAGCAUGUAAAUACAGAAGGGGGCACUUGAAGGCCGUGGCAGCGCAGGCUCUGAAAGCCUAUGCUGACCUCACAAGACUGUGUACUAUAGACUCCCCUCACCCGUCCCCUCCUACCCUUUUUUAUUAUUAUUAAUUAUUAUUAUUAUUAUUAUUAUUGUUAUUCUAAUGAUAAUUAUUCUGACAAUGUCUGCGGAUGUUAAUAUGCUCCUGUUAAAGAGAAGAUUAUAUAUAUUAUUAUAAAAUCAGGAUCUAGUA
Messenger RNA from Lacerta agilis (Sand lizard), 8754 nucleotides. RefSeq names its product BAH domain and coiled-coil containing 1 (gene BAHCC1). The record is from RefSeq and is a predicted model, not a curated record. Bases 475 to 8031 code for a protein of 2518 amino acids. NCBI's taxonomy places the organism in Eukaryota, Metazoa, Chordata, Lepidosauria, Squamata, Lacertidae. The transcript is spliced from 28 exons. Gene Ontology annotation, molecular function: chromatin binding.